This is a messenger RNA of Lathyrus sativus (Indian pea), 1221 nucleotides long. The record is from the annotation of a GenBank genome assembly. NCBI's taxonomy places the organism in Eukaryota, Viridiplantae, Streptophyta, Magnoliopsida, Fabales, Fabaceae.
AUGGCACAUAGUUUGAAAAGAAAGUCUCCAGAAAAUGGAGACAAUCUACUCUUUGACAGCUUCUCGCUUGAUGAUUUGAAUGAAGAUCUAUUUGAAAGGGUUCUGUCGUGGCUACCGACUUCGGCUUUUUUCCGCCUUACUUCUGUCUGCAAAAGAUGGAAAUCAGCUGCUGCUUCUGUGAGUUUCAAGCUUGCUUGCUCAAAUGUCCCUUCAAGGGAUCCUUGGUUUUUCAUGGUUGCCCCGAGUCUUAACCAAUCGGUUAUUUUUGACUCGGCUGAAAACAGUUGGAAAAGACUCAAUCAUCCAAAUCUUUUGCUCGAAGAUUCCAACAAAAGUUGCAUACCUGUUGCAGCCUCUAAUGGCCUAGUUUGCUACCGCACGUCGUUGGGGAACUUCAUUGUGUCCAAUCCCGUGACCGGGUCUUGUUGCGAACUUCCUCCGUUGAAUCUCAACUCAGAAAACCAAUCUCUCAAUGCUGUGGUUAUGAGUGCUUCUUUCAAUGACCAAAUGUCCUACAAGAUUGUGUUGGUCUUUGGUGAACUACCAAAUCUUUCGUUUAAAGUCUAUAACUCUAACUCGGCCUGUUGGGAAGACGAGAAUGAUCUUGGGAGGAAGGUCGAUGAUAGCUCUUCGGAUUGUGAUUCGACUGACGACAAUGUUGUUUACUUCCUUAGCAAGGCUGGAAACGUGGUGGCAAGUAGCAUGCAGAGAAGUCCAACCAAACAAUAUUCAUCGGUCAUUACUAACAAAGACGGCCAGGAGAUAGUCUAUUUUCUGAGCUCCUCCGGAACUGUUGUGGCUUGCAAUUUGACUUGCAAAUCUUUCAUGGAAUACCCUAGGUUGUUACCUGUUUUCUGCGAGUACUCUAUCGACAUUGUAGAGUGUAACGGUGAGAUGCUAGUUGUUUUGCUAUCAGAAUUCUUGGAAAGCACGAGUCUUCGUGUGUGGAAAUUCGACGAGGCUAACCGUUGCUGGCAACAGAUUGCAGCAAUGCCUGCCUCAAUGUCUCACGAAUGGUACGGAAAGAAGCCGGAUAUCAACUGUGUUGGUGCCGGUUCUCGGAUUUUUAUAUGCUUGAACUCUCCCGAGCUAUGCACUUAUGUUACAUGUGAUUUGGCGACCAACAAAUGGGUUGAAUUGCCAAAAUGUUGCAUCAAUGGAGAAGUCACGGAGUUCAUGUCUGCUUUUUCGUUCGAGCCGAGGAUAGAGGCUUCUGUGUGA